AUGGCAGCAAAGAUCCUGAAGACCACCUCUGUUAGUUCAGGAAUGCGGCUCUGUUACACCAAUUUCAAGACCGCAUUCCUGCGCCACUUCAUCAGCAGCAGGAAAUAUCAAAAAACUGACCAUUGUCUGUUUGCUCUGAAGCAAGGGCCCUCUGAGCCGUUAAGAAGCUAUAUCAAACGCUUCAACCAAGUGGCCCAGGAUAUCCCCGCAGCCACAUCGGAAAUACUCAUGAGCACCUUCUCUCAUGGUCUGACAGAAGGAGAAUUCUUUAAGGAUCUCAUCAGAAAUCCCGUAAAGAAUUUCGAUGAGAUGCUGGAGAAGGCGGCCAGCUACAUCAAUGUGGAAGAAGCGCAGGUGGCUCGAAGGAAGGCAGACCAACCGCCUUCUUCUGCCAACAAGCCAGAAAGAAGAGUACCCCAACCGCCUGCUCAACCUCUCCCGCGUGCUCGGGAUGCCCGACCUACUUUCCACCCUGGUUAG
Molecule: messenger RNA, 480 nt
Organism: Zingiber officinale
Lineage: Eukaryota; Viridiplantae; Streptophyta; Magnoliopsida; Zingiberales; Zingiberaceae
Exons: 2
Coding region: 1-480 (159 amino acids)
Source: RefSeq, a predicted model, not a curated record